CAGAGGAAUCACUCAUAUUUUAAUUUCUGCUUCACCAGAUGCUCCUGCCCUGCCCUGUGCCUCCAGGAGUGUGACCCCCCAGUCCUGGGGCACCCACAGCUGAGAUGGUGGCCUUUAACUGGAAGGCUCUGGAGAACUUCCCACUGCUGAUGUACAUUUUGGCAGCUAAAACACUGAUCCUUUGCUUGGCCUUUGCUGGAGUCAAAAUGUACCAGAGCAAGAAAAUCGAGGAGAAACUGAAGAGGGAACGAGAAGAAAAGCUGAAAGCAGAAGCAGAGAAGAAGGAUGAGUGAAGAGUCCCUCAGGUGUGGAAUUGAUCCCAGUUCCUGGGCCUUUGAGGAUGCCCUUGUUCCUCCCAGUGGGAUUGAUUUGGAAUGUGAAAUUGGAAUAUGAUGAGCUCUUGGAAUAUUUGGGACUCAUUCUUUGUGGGAGUUGCAUGAACCACUGUCCUGUUUGAGGAUAUUUUAGCACAAUAUUCCCUCUCUGUUUUUAUCUCCCUGGAUUUCCAUGCCUGAUUCACAAAGAGGGGGGAUAAAUUUGGAAUAACUGCAGGGGAGCAGGCAGGCAGGAUGCUGCAAUCAGAACUCUGGAUCUCAAGGCACAAAAUAAAGAGAAAAAAUAAUCA
Cyanistes caeruleus (blue tit) is the source of this 625-nucleotide messenger RNA. Lineage: Eukaryota; Metazoa; Chordata; Aves; Passeriformes; Paridae. The record is from RefSeq and is a predicted model, not a curated record.